UUUUUAAUCCAGUACUUAAAAAAUCAACUUUGAAAUUCAAUGAGUAAUUAGUUUUCACUUGCGCGCCAACUAUUUUAAUUGUGAAAGCCACCGGAACUUAAUUACAUUCUCGAAAGUUUCCAAAGUAGAGCAAUUGGUAGAUUGUUAGGCGGUUCAGUUUAAACUUGGUACAUCUUAGUGUGAUAAUCAACGAAAGUUUGGAAUAUAAAAUGGCAUCCAGGAUCUUGGCUGUCGUUUUCCUCACUUGUAUACAAAAAAGGAUGGCACAGGGCGGAAGCAAAGGUACUCGCGCCAACUAGCAAGUGAAUACAAAGCGCUCGCGUUGACAAUUUGUCGAAAUUUAUAUUCGUUUGGGCUUAAAUUCUUAAUUUUACAUUUCUUGAACAUCACUCUAGAACCUGGCGUAACUGUCACAUGCCGUGCCCAUGAGAUAGAGGUCACAUUUGAGAAGGGUAUAUUCACUACACUUGAAGCGGGGAACAUGUCCUUGGAUGCCCCUGCGUGUUCAGCCUCUGACAGCCCGCAGUUUAUUUCCAUAAGCACAGCCCUAAAUGAAUGCGGCACAAAAUUCUACGAAACUGAAGACACUAUUGUGUUCUCCAAUGUUGUUCACGAAGAUGCCGAGCUAGUGAACGGCCAGAUUACACGGGAACAUGACUUUGAAUUCCCGUUUAAUUGCAGCUAUUCCAAAACGAAGUUUCUCAGCCUACAAUUUGUCCCCGAGGGAAGGCUUGAUGUUCCCGGUGUAGGUAAGUAGAUGCGUAACCAAUUAAUGGUUCAUCAUCAAUUAUGUUGAUUCUGUGGCUUAUUCAGUACUUCCAGCAUUUCAGAGUCGAUUUAAAAUGAUCAGUUUUACUGCUCUUGUAAUCAUUAAGCAUCCUAGGUAAGUAGCACGCUUUACCUUGAUCGCUUUUUAAAUGUCAGGGUUUCGUUGCCCGUGGUAAAAAGAAGGGGAAUGCAGUACUUGCAUAUAACUCGACCGAAAGAUACUUCCACAUUAUCUGCUAGAAAUUUAAUUGUCUCUGGGUAAACUAAUGCAAAUGACUUAUCUGUUUGACAAUGAAAUAUCAUUUCAGAGGGAUUCGGUGACUUCAACUUUACAUUUGAUGUCUACACAAGUCCUUCCUAUUCAACGCCCCACUCUGCUUACCCCGUCGAGGUGACACUGAAUGAAUAUAUCUACCUGGGGUACAAGGUGGAGUCCAGUGCUAACCUUGGGGUGAUGGCUCUUAACUGUUUGGUUACGAAAAGUUCAGUUUAUUAUUCGUCACCGCAAUAUCCCAUUAUACAAGAUGGGUACGUGUCAUAUCAAGGAGUUACCUAAUUGUUUAAAUUUUGAAAAUUUUAGUCUUGCUAGCUCUUCGAACGUAAACGGCAUCAAUACUCCGUCAUCCUCAACUUCCUCUUUCGGUAGUUUGAUAAUGAUUGUUAAUUUCUUAGCAUAAUAUGAUCAAAAUAAGAUAAUUUCAUCAUUUUGACAACACAAUGUUAUUUUUUCGUGGCUUACGCAAUUUUGUUUUCGCAUCAAAAGGUGUGCAAUGGACACGACACUGAGUCACGAUUACAACUCAAGCAGAAAUUGGCAAACAUUUGCACUGAGAGCAUUCAGGUUCUUUAAUAACUAUGACUCGUAUUAUAUCCACUGUGAGCUGUUAGCCUGUCUUGAGGAGUCUAUAUUAUCUAGGUAAGUUCAACUGCGGUGGAUUAGGCACAGGAAAAGUAUUUCAAAACCAAAGCCCAAAGUCAACCAGAAUAAGCUCCUUUCAUGUCGAGGAGUUUUGGAACAAGAUGAUAAUAUUUAGCUUUUUAAAAUAAUUUAAGAUUUUUAUUUAAGAUGCUUGUGCAUUACCGCAGUUUUAACUCUCAAUGAUAAAAGUACAAGGAAAUAAAUAUUCAUAACUUGAUGACUUGAAGGUGCCAACAGGGAUGCGUACCGUCAGCUAAUAGGAAGAAACGAGGACUGGAAGAGGACACAACCAGUCCAUACAUCAUCAAAAGAGGGCCAAUCAAAAUUGUCUCAGAAAAAAGCCAAAACGAAAAAGGAGGUAAAUCAUUUUCACGCACUAAGUUAAAUAGAACUAAAAAGAAGGGUGUGUAUAUGGACAAGGGUAAAGAAAAACGUUCUCCACGUUACCAAGUAAAAGGCAGCCCUAAUACAAAGAUUUACAAACUUAAGGAGAUACUUAAAAAUUCAAUGAGUGUGAAAGUAUUAAGUUUGACAAAAACAUUAUUUUCCGAAGUCGUAAAAUAAAUCAUACUUAAGUGGUCAUUAAACACUAAUGAGAUUGCAGGGUUCUGAGAGGCUGAGAAAUUAAAGGUUAUAUUCUUCUACAUACGCAUACACUUGGAAGCCUGUACCCUUUGCAAGACCAUUGUGGUAAGCAAUAAAAAAGCAUAAAAGUUACUGAUUGUCAUAGCGUGUGGACGUGAGAUCUUAAGGCAUUAUGCAAGUUUGUUUACAAUACUAUUUUUUUUCGUUUUUAUAGACACAGGGAAACAAUCAGCAGCUGUAAUCGGAGGCGCAACUGCCGCUGGCGGAAUUGGUCUUGUUGCAGUCAUAGCUCUGGCUGUUGUUUUAGUCAAAUAUCGCAUUUUACGGCUCAUGACGAACAAAAACAAGGUCAGAGACAUGUACAGUGACACCACCCAAGAUGAGCAAACGAGUCGAAGAAAUAACUACAUCCAAGACGACACGGUGGAGAGGAAUGCCGAGAGUCAAAACUCUUAGCUCAAACACUGUUACUCAAGUCAGAAGCCCAUAGAAUAUUUCUGACUACAAGUCAUUUCCAAGUUUUGACUUGUGACAACACUAAUCAGUUUGCGCCAAAUUUUUAUUGUAAAAGAAGAUUCAGUACACAAUGCUCGUUUUUUUCUUGUCGGCGUCAUUUAUGUAGAGAAAUGAGUAUUACCUCAUCAUUGACAUUUUAUUUCGGAAGCGCUUAUUUAGCAUUUGUUCGAGACCAGAUUUUCUUGGCAACCAAUGUUUAUCCAUUAUCUUAAAGAACCUCUAUAAUACCUAAAAUUUAACCUACCAAGAUAGAAGAAAAGGAAGAAGAAGAAGAAGAAGAAGAAGAAGAAGAAGAAGAAGGAAACCCAAAGUUUGCAUGUACGAAACUAGCGUCGAAUUGACGAAAAGCUCGAGAAAUGAAAUAAAGGUUUGAAAAGGUUAUAGCAAAAAAGCAAUUUAAUGAGUCAGUUAGAAAUAGCGGCAUUAUUACAAGAACGAACAAUAUGUAAAGGUGCUUUUCAUGUUUUCUAUUUCUGUUUGCCACUCUGAGUCUGCAGUUAUAAGUUUAGAGUGUAUGGUAGAGUGCAUGGUUGUCGAUACUUGUGAAGACGCUUUCAACGCAAUUGAAGUCAAUUACUAUUUAGUAGGUUUCGUGAUAAAGUCUUGUUUUCAGGACAAUUAGAGAAAUAUCAGGUCAAAAGUCAAGUUUGAAAAGCUGUUAAGUGUUAAUAAAAAUACAUACCGAAUAUUAAUCAAAAACACAAAGGAAAUCAAUAAUCUCGAGGAAUGUUGUUUAUCAAGAUCAAUCAGCUGUGGAGUACUCUACAACUUCGCAUUUCUGAUCAUGUAACCUCCACUUUCAAGCAUUAUUGAUUAUAUAUUAUACGGCGAAAAUAGCUUCAAUGCAACCGAACUUGAAGCCUACUAAAAUACGAAAUGUUUGACUAAAAAGUGAAAUAAAUUUACACGAACUUUUGAAGAACGUUGUGCAUUGCACGCUGGGUAUAUAUGAUGUUUUAAAUAAAGAGUUUAAUUCACCUUAAUUUACCGAGGAAAUGUACAAAGUAAUAGGCAAUACUCUUCAAUGUUGUAUCAAGUUUAAAUGUUGAUGUAUCAUGACGACUUGAUAUAAAGAUAUGAAGGUAUUAAGGUGAACAGAUGGCAAGAUAUGAAGGUGA
Messenger RNA from Pocillopora meandrina, 3906 nucleotides. Lineage: Eukaryota; Metazoa; Cnidaria; Anthozoa; Scleractinia; Pocilloporidae. The record is from the annotation of a GenBank genome assembly.